Molecule: messenger RNA, 1017 nt
Organism: Leptopilina boulardi
Lineage: Eukaryota; Metazoa; Arthropoda; Insecta; Hymenoptera; Figitidae
Product: protein D1-like
Exons: 5
Coding region: 86-685 (199 amino acids)
Source: RefSeq, a predicted model, not a curated record
CACGGUGAAUGUACUUUUAUAAUUUUUAAUUGGAGGGGAGAAUAUAAAGUAAAAGUGUCAGUCUAUUUUGAAGUUGGAAACAAGAAUGAAGUAUUUUAUCACAGGAUUUCUCCUCUUUGGAGUCAGUCUCGUAGUGGCAGACGUAAAAUCAAAAUUUGAGGAUGCAAAAAUUGUUUCGGACAUUUUGGACUCAGCACCGACUGAUUUAAUUGAGGUAAAAUAUGGGAAUAUAACAGUCGACCUUGGAAAUGAAUUGACACCAACGGAAACAAAAAAUAUCCCUCAUAUUGAUUACAAGCAUGACGGAGGUCUUCUCUAUACUUUGUCAAUGACAGAUCUUGAUGCGCCAGUUAGGGGCUAUAAUCGUGAAUGGCAACAUUGGCUUGUUGGUAACAUUCCCGAAAAUAGUGUGGCAAAAGGAGAAGUUUUAACAGAAUAUUUUGGUCCAGCGCCGCCUAAAAAUGCCAAACCACAUAGAUACGUUUUUUUACUUUUUAAACAAAAUCAAGGUGCCAUCACAUUCGACGAAAGGCGUCUUAGUAACAGAGACAAAAUGAGAAAUAGAUUUUCGAUAAAGAAAUUCGCUGAAAAGUACAAUUUGGAAGGACCAAUUGCCGGAAAUUUUAUGAGAGCAAAAUAUGAUGAUUAUGUACCAACUGCUCUCAAACAAUUGGGUAUUUUUUAAAUUUCUUUGAUAUAUUUUUAAUUUUUAAAAAAUCAAAUGAAUUAUAUUUAGACACAAAAUAAUUGAGGAACAUUCACUUUUAUUUUAUUUUUUUUUUUUGAUAUAAAACACUUAUUUUGUUACGCUAUCGCAAUGAAUAUCACCAUGUUAUACUUAUAAUGAAAUAUUAACAAAGUUAAUAUUUAUGAAUUUCUAUACACACAUUCUCAAAAAAAAGUGUAUUCUAUAGUCUAAACAAUUAUAAUAUGAAAAAAUUUCUUGCAAAAAACAUAUAGAUCUUUAGAAAACACUCAUUCACUUUUUUAAAUUUCAAUUUUCUAAAUGUACAUAUA